Betta splendens (Siamese fighting fish) is the source of this 8611-nucleotide messenger RNA. Its product is annotated as C-myc promoter-binding protein-like. NCBI's taxonomy places the organism in Eukaryota, Metazoa, Chordata, Actinopteri, Anabantiformes, Osphronemidae. Gene Ontology annotation, cellular component: ESCRT I complex; cytoplasmic vesicle. Gene Ontology annotation, molecular function: protein binding. The record is from RefSeq and is a predicted model, not a curated record. Gene Ontology annotation, biological process: regulation of Rab protein signal transduction. The transcript has 35 exons. The coding region runs from base 942 to 6956 and encodes 2004 amino acids.
CAUUUGCUGAGUAAAACAAAAUCAAACCACUGAGCUGUGAUAAUGGACAAUAGUCAAAAGGAUUUCACCUUCCUAAAGUGAAGCUACAGAAAAGCUACAAUACAACUGUGUAAGUAUUUAUUAUAAUGAUGAAGCAGGUACAAUAUGGUAGUGGUUUUAAAUACUGGACAGUGCUGGCUAUACAGUUUAUACACUGAUUGUAGGGUGAAUAAACAAUAAGGUCCAGUGUGAAGUAUUACUACACUUUGACUCCAAACACAAAUAGCUUUUUCGUUUUUAAGACUUAUACCAGUAUUCACAUACAGUACGUUUUUAUUUUGCAUGCAUUUUUGAAAAGAACUUUGCUAGAAUAUGUAUUAGUUCAAAAUAAAGGCAGCACCUUUGAUUUUGCACAUUUCAUUUCUACAGUUUUGCCAUUGUCUUUAUUGUACGUUUUUGUGCUUGUCUGUAUUACUUUCAAGUAAUUGAAGUCUCUACUGUGAGUCUCUUUCUGCUUUUGAAUUGCUUAAUAAUGUCGUUUUUGGUGUUUUGUGCAGUUUCACUGAUGUAAUACAACUUGCGUGGCUCGUGAAGCAGGCUGCGGUGUCUAAGUACCACUCUGUCUGUGCGCACGUGCGUGCGUGUGUGGAGGGAGACAGAGAGCGCGCGAGCGCGAGAGUGAUAGAGAGAGAGAGCGGAUUCCCAUCACAACCAAGAUGGCGGCAGAGAGGACAGCCGGCUCGGCUCGGCUCGGCGGUGACUGACAGAAGACACCUCGCUCCGCUGGACAGCUCACGACUCGACUCCGUGAAGAAGACGCGACAACGGAGACGAUAACAGCCGAAGGCCGCUCCGCGUUUGAGUUGGUGACAGCGCCGCCAUGAACGAGCAGACGACACCGGGCAAACUUGCGUGUGCGGACUGAUUUGACGUUGACGGCGGGGAGUUGGCGGGGAUGGGAAAUGAUGGAGGACAAAGGCCCACGCGUAGCCGACUACUUUGUGGUGGCUGGUUUGACAGACCCAUCGAAGCCGCUGGACCAGGAGAUCCAUUUUGAUGAUGCCUGCCACAAGACAGCCAAACCUAAGGCACCAAUCACUGAUGUGGCAGUGGUGAUCCGUUCAGUAGGGGAGGAGGUGCCACCAGGGUUCACAUGCAUAGAGACAACACCAACCGGCCAUUCUGCUGACCUUAACAAUGGUGGUCUCAUGGCCCCCCAGAUCUUCCUGUGCUACAGGCGAGGUUGCGACAAGCCACCACUGACUGACCUUGGUGUGCUGUAUGAAUGGAAGGAGCGACUGAAGCAUGGGUGCCACCUCAUCCAGACCACACCCUCUGGUCGUCCAGCCAAUAUCAGUGGCAAUUCCUCCCAGCGCAUUUAUGUCACCUACCGCAGGGCACCGGAGGUCCAAUCGCACGCUGCUCUGGCUGUCACAGACAUCUGCAUCAUUAUCCCGAGUAAAGGAGAGACGUCGCCACACACCUUCUGUAAGGUGGAAAGGAAUCUGAACAGCAGCAUGUGGGGCUCCUCUGUUUACCUGUGCUAUAAGAAGUCUGUGACCAAAGCCAACAUGAUAGCCUACAAAGCAGGCUUAUUCAGCAGAUAUCCAGAGGAGGACUACGAGUCAUUCCCCCUGCCAGAGUCUGUCCCUCUAUUCUGCCUUCCUAUGGGAGCUACGAUCGAGUGCUGGCCAACUAACACCAAAUACUCUCUCCCUGUUUUUUCCACCUUCGUCUUAACAGGCGCCUCUGGAGAGAAGGUAUAUGGUGCUGCCAUUCAGUUUUAUGAGCCCUACCAGCAGGAGUGUCUGACAGAUCAGCAGUGCUUUCAGUUAGGACUGCAGGGCCCAGAUCCACACAAACCCUCAUCCUCCAACUUCACUUCCGCUGUCUCCAACAACGCUGGUGCCAGCAGCCGCUCUGUCUACACAAAUAAGUGCAUCUGCUUGCUCUCCCAUUGGCCCUUUUUUGAUGCUUUCCGCAAGUUCCUCACAUUCCUUUAUCGCUACUCCAUCUCUGGCCCCCAUGCCCUGCCCAUCGAAAAACACAUCUCUCACUUCAUGCACAAAGUUCCUUUCCCUUCCUCUCAGAGGCCUCGUAUCCUGGUGCAGCUUUCCCCCCACGACAGUCUGAUGUUGAGUCAGCCAGUGUCUUCUCCUCUACCGCUCAGUGGAGGUCGAUUUUCCAUGUUACUUCAGAACCUCGGACCAGAAAACGCUGUCACCCUGCUGGUGUUUGCUGUCACUGAACAUAAGAUUCUGGUUCACUCUCUACGGCCGGCCGUGCUGACCAGCGUUACUGAGGCUCUAGUGUCUAUGAUUUUCCCGUUCCACUGGCCGUGCCCGUAUAUUCCUCUUUGCCCCCUGGCAUUGGCUGAUGUGUUGAGUGCCCCUUGUCCGUUCAUUGUUGGAGUGGACUCUCGCUAUUUUGAUCUUUACGACCCCCCACCAGAUGUGAGCUGCGUGGAUCUGGACACAAACACCAUCUUCCACAAUGAUGAUAAGCGAGCCCUCACGUGGAAAAUCCUACCAAAGAAAGCCUGUAAAAACCUGCUGAAUGUGCUAGGCAAUCUCUACCAGCAGCUGGUUGAUGGUCAGCACAAACCAGAUGGGCUACUGGAAAUGAGCAUGAGUGAUUUGUCGGAGCUGAGCUGUGGAAAGAGCCUCCAUACACUAGAGCUGGAGAUCCAGGAAGCCUUCCUCCGCUUCAUGGCAGCCAUUUUGAAGGGCUAUCGUUUAUUCCUAAGACCCAUCACCCAGGCACCUUCUGAGAAAGCAACAGAUGCCAGCUCGCUUUUUGACUUGCAAGGGUUUUUGAGGAGCCGUGAUCGUUCACACCAGAAGUUCUACUCACUGAUGACGAAGACGCAGAUGUUCAUCCGCUUCAUCGAGGAGUGUUCUUUUGUCAGUGAUAAAGACGCCAGCCUGGCCUUCUUUGAUGACUGUGUGGACAAACUCUACAAUUCAGAGCGGAGUGCAGACAAAGGAGGCAAGGUGGACAGUGACAGGCCAGAGGACGCCAAGCUUAUAGAAACUGAUGAAUCACAGCGUAGUGAGCACACAGUCUUUAUCACACCGCCGGAGCUGCCUGCUCUGCCAGAGGGGGAAGAGUAUCCACUCCUGUACAGUUACGACGGUUUCCCAGUGUUAAGUAUUGACCUCUUUGACCCAGUGGAGGGUCCACGGACUAACUCCUCCCGCGCUACUGCCAGACAUAGCUGUCCCACCAGCCCUGCCCCCAUGUUUAGACGCACAAAACAGGAGAUCAAACUAGCCCAGAAGAUAGCUAAGAAGUACUCCUCCAUCCCUCAGCUGUGGUCCAAGUGUCUGCUCCGUCAUUGCUAUGGUCUGUGGUUUAUCUGUCUACCAGCGUAUGUAACGGUGUGCCACUCCAAAGUGCGGGCACUUCGCACAGCAUAUGAUGUCCUCAGAAAGAUGCAGGCUAAGAAGCUGCAAGCCCCGGAUGAGGUCUGUUACCGGGUGCUGAUGCAGCUCUGUGGACAGUAUGGUCAGCCUGUUCUAGCAGUCAAGGUCCUCUUUGAGAUGAAGAAGGCUGGAGUCCAUCCCAAUGCUAUCACUUAUGGCUACUACAACAAGGCCGUGUUGGAGAGCACAUGGCCCUCUAGCACCAGAGGAGGAUACUUCCUGUGGAUGAAGCUGAGAAAUGUCAUUCUCGGCGUGGCACAGUUCAAACGGGCACUUCGGCGACAUGCUCCUCUCACACAGAGCCCUUUGUCAGAUGGCAGCGACCUGGACGCUGUAAGUCACAGCAGCUUGGAUAGCUCUGCUGACACUAACCUGGCCGAGCAGGGCCUCUACGCCAAUGACUGCGUCAAACUAGACCCCAUUGACGAUAGAUCUAGCACAGUUGGCCAAGGGGGUUGCGGUGUGGGUGCCCGUGCCCAUUUGCACAGUGGGGGUUCUGAGCUCAGAGGAGCCACCCACCACAAAGGAGAUCAAUCAGAUUUGGGUUAUAAUUCGUUAACCAAAGAGGAGGUUCGAAGAGGAGACUCCAGUGCCCAGGACUCGGUCCCUGACAAAGAUGGCAAGAAGGAGAGCGACUGCAGUUCUUUAUCGGAGACUGAGAGUACCAAAGGAAGUAAAGACUGCCUUUCUCAGCUAGACGUGGAGAUCCAUUCCUCCUCCAAAGCCCGUGGCAUCGUUCGCAGCAGCUGUAAAUCCAAGAGCUCUGCCAGCGCAGGCCACAUUGCAGGUCUUCUCUUUACUUCAUCUCUGGAUGACAUUGGAGAGGUCCAUACCAACAGUCUGCUGAGGAAACAUAAAAGUGCUCUGGGGGAGAUUGUUGAAGGCGGCCGCUCUUCUAUGGACUGGCAGGGUGUGAGAGACCGCCGGCUUGACACAGGGGGACGCAGUGGCUCCUCUGGUCUCAGCCUGGGUAUGAACAAGGGUGAAACCGAUCCUCAGAAGAUAGCAGGAAACCUGGAUGGCCAUGGAAAGAUUGCAUCCUGUGCCAAAAAAAGUAAGAGGCCUCAUUCUCUAGCUUUGGGCGGGUUAGAGAGUGCGGUUGCUGAGGCAGGAAUUAAGAACAAAGAUGAAGAGGAAGAAGGACGUGACUCCAGUGAUGAAGAUGGAAGCAAUACAGAUGCCAUUUUUGAUUUUGAGGAUCUGGAUUUGGACAAGUCAUCCUCAGAGGUUGGGGUCAACACCCAUAAAUUAAAUACAUCUAAUCGGAAGCCCGUUGAACGCAGUGCCAGCUACAGUGGUACAAGCACGGUGACAUCAGGAGGAGCUGUCAAACGCACAGGCAUCGAAAUGGGCUACGAUCCUCUAUCUCUGCUGGCGGCACAAACAACAGAGCAAAAUGACAAUCCGCACUCUGAGGCCAGGACACCAAGCACCGGGAGGAACCUGGCCAAGGAGAUCGAGCGCUAUAUGAACCACAUGGGCAGCCCUCUGAGCAGCCGCACGCCCAGUCUGGACCUACAGGACGCUGCCAGCCCCACCCUCCUCCAUGGCUCCGCCCACUCCAUCCCCCGCAGAGCUAGUCUGCCCCACAGCUCGCCGCUCAGCGCUGCUGGAGUGCCUCGCUCCCGUACGUACCACCUGCCUUCACCCUCGCAGCCUAUCUCCCGCCCGCAUCGGUGGUCGUCCCCACCGUCUCACAGCUCUAGCACCACUCCCAGCCCCAGCCCUCGCCCCAGCCCCUACAGAGAGAGGGCGGACAGAAGGAGCCUGGCGUCACCUUCACCCUCCUCCUCCUCUUUUGGUCUGGACACUCUGCUCACUCCAAGUCUGGAUGUGUUCAAAACCAGUGUGUUCUCUGCUGGGAAGGGCGUGGCAGAGAAGGCUAGCCGCUGGUAUUCCCGUCUCGCUACAUACACCACACCCACCAAGGAUGCUCCCAGUGACCGCCUGAGUGUGUCCUCCUAUGGCGUGGGUGAUCCAGACUGCUCCUCCCUCCUCGAUGAGGACGAAUGUGGGACGUUGGAGAGCUCUGUGGUCUAUCCACAGAGGAAUGGCCUUGUAGGGCCACACAGGAGCCCUAAACACAGCCCACUCCGCAGCACCGUGGAGAGCCCCACUCCAGGCUCUGGUCCUGGGAGACCCACAUGUGAGGUACCAGGAUGUAUCCUGUCCUCCCCUGGAUUCCUUCUGCCAGAGAAGUCAGACCUUGGCUCUUCAUGCUACACCAGCAGCACAAGCAUCUUCAAUAACUACGCUAUGGAGCUGCUGAUCUCCAGCUGUUCUCGCUGUAAGACAUGUGACUGCCUGGUUUAUGACGAGGAGAUCAUGGCUGGCUGGACAGCAGAUGACUCCAACCUGAACACCACCUGCCCCUUCUGCGGAAACCCCUUCCUGCCGUUUCUCAACGUGGAAAUUAGGGACAUGCGAGGACCUGGAAGGCUUUUCCUGAAGGGCAGCCCGUCGGGAGAUGAAGUGGUGACCUCAUCAUAUUCUGCUUCCACAGGCUUGGACACAGGGACAUCCACCUUGUCCACACCCUGUCCGACAACGACUGUGUCCCCACCCUCCCCUGUGGUUACUGUCCAGGAGAGCUCAGCAAGCAGACGAACUCAACUGACCAGGGCUCAAGGUAUCAACAUCCCCACAGAGCACCGGCAGGGCACGGAUUCACACAGAGCGCCCAUGGCCCGCAGUGUCAGUGCCUUUGGUCCCAUGGACGAACCAUCACAACCCAGCUGCUGUGUGCCAACAUCCGGCAGUCUGCCAAGCCGCCUCAGUGAAACCGUGGAUCCACUGAGUAUGGAGUGGCCUCUCCACAAUCCAGAGCCAGUGACGGUUCCCUACCUGAGCCCUCUGGUUCUGUGGAAGGAGCUGGAGAGUCUGCUGGAGAACGAAGGUGACCCGGUGAUCACAGAGGCCGACAUGGUGGACCACCAUCCCAUCAUCUACUGGAACCUAGUCUGGUACUUCAGACGGCUCGACCUCCCCAGCAACCUGCCCGGUCUGAUCCUCACCUCUGAGCACUGCAACACAGACUCCCAGGUUCCUCGUCACUGGAUGUCGGAGGACAGUAAACAUGUAUUGAUCCAGAUCCUGUGGGACAACCUGAAGUUACAUCAGGACACAAUCCAGCCUCUCUACAUCCUCUGGAAUACAUAUAGGCUUAAUUGUACUCUGUUAUUAGAGAACGUGGGUUACCCUCUGUCCCGGCCGGUCCCAGAGGAGGAGAGGCCGUUCAGCGAGGACGUACUGCAGAGUGUAGUGAAGAGCAUCCAGAGGAACGACGUGAGCCGACCGAUGGCUCAGCUGCUUCAGCUCCUGGGACAGACGCUCGGAGUCAAGAGACAAAGGAGUUUGUACAGAGACAUUCUCUUCUUAUCGCUGGUGGCUUUGGGGAAAGAUAACAUUGAUAUCGAUGCCUUUGAUCGCGAGUAUAAACUGGCGUAUGACCGGCUCAUACCGACACUGGUGAAGCUCACUCAUAACUGUGACCGCCCUCCCAGCACCGGCGUCAUGGAGUGUCGCAGGACGUUUGGAGAGCCUUACCUGUAAACACACACACCUUCACACAUGACAACGAUCUCUCUCCAUCCACAUCAACGCUUUAAGACGAGCUCAGGAAACCUGAAGACUGUGAAUAUUUACUACAGUAGUGGCUGUAAGUGAUGAAAAUGAAUAGGCUGACUGCAGUCAGCAUUAUGUAGCUCAAAUAGUAGUUUUAGACCUAAACUAACUCAUAAUGGAAGCACCACUCACACGUUCAUAGACACCAAUUCAUGCAGUGUUGAGUGAGUCUCACUUGGUUUAUAUGAAAAUCCUUAAAAUUAUACAAAAAUGUCAAUACGCGUUUUUAAUGUAACAUAUUGUAUAGUCAUACAUUAUAUGAAGACUAAUAUUAGAAUAUUUUAACUGGAAGUCUAUUUAUACAAAUCGGCUUUAUUUAUUAUAUUGUAGUGUUUCGGUCCUGUGGCCGGGUGUCGUCACCACCCACUGCUCAUUAGCACCUACAUGUGGAGGCAAAGUUGGAGGUUUACAACUUUAGUGUUCGUUUUCAAUUAGAACCAGGCUUCUGUGCUUUGACGUCAGGCAUCCAAAGACUGAAAACAAACCAGAGCUGCAACGAGUAGUCGCUCCACAAAGUGAAUCUGCACUUUCACAACUGAUAGUUUCACGGUUUAUUCAACCUUGAUGCCAGUUAUGCUUAAAAUCAAUCAGUCAUUUUCUACAAAUGAAAUGAACCAGUAGUGACGAGUCAUCAGUUGCCUUUAAUCUUAGUCCAGUACCUUAAGGUGAAGUUGCCACAGUAGAGCUCUAGUUUCACCUAACAGUAGUUUGUUUACAAAAUUCUUUUCAUUUCAACCGAGGCUAAACGCCUCAUAGACGAGGAUGUUUGCUGUAUUUGCAACAUGUCACUGUUCUUCAUCUUGGUACCAACUGUGCUGCUGCGAUGAGGAGACGUCCAGGUUUACAGUAGCUGAGUUUAUCUGUGGCAGGUCGACCCUUCUCACCUACUGUACCUGUUUUUUUCUGUUUGUUUGUUUUUUUCCCUGGUCUAUAGGAUCAUAAUCGUCAUUAUUCAGAUUGAAUAGAAGUUUCUGUUGUAUGUCACUGUACAAAAAAAAAAUCCAUAUGUGGGCUUUUACUUGUUACAAUGUUUGUAUGCAUAUCUGCUUCUUUAGUAUGAAUUAUGACAGCUUCUGGUGACAACAGAAGAAUUCAAAACCUUUCUCUGAAACUAAAGCAAAAAUUUUUGGAGGCAAAUGCUUUUUUUACCAUCAAGUAUCUGAUGAGAUAAGUUGGAGGUUCUGUAAAAAGCAAUGGUGCAGCAGAGACGUACCCUUUUAGACCAGGUUUUGUCCACGGUGGUUGGAUCAGCGUCUGCUCUGUGUAGUAGCUAAAACAAUUGACGUCCGUUAAACACCAUGUUGUACCGAUCCAGUGGUUGAAGGAGGGCUUGAAGUUUAAACUGCAGAUCCUAUGAAUCUCAACCAUGUGUGUGAAAUGGAAAAUGACUGUUGUAUUUCACCUCUAAAAUGGAGCUUCACUACUUUGGCUGAAAACCUGCUUGACUGGAUGGGUCUUACCCUUUGCAUAAAUCUCAUUUUAUACCUGUUUAUUCACGCACAUUAAGGCUUUUUAGACAAGGUUUCGUUUUAUCAACUGGACCUUGAGUUCUGUAACUGUAAAUAAAACGUCACUCAGACAAA